Triticum aestivum (bread wheat) is the source of this 3806-nucleotide messenger RNA. RefSeq names its product wall-associated receptor kinase 5. Gene Ontology annotation, cellular component: plasma membrane. The transcript is spliced from 4 exons. The record is from RefSeq and is a predicted model, not a curated record. Gene Ontology annotation, biological process: cell surface receptor signaling pathway; protein phosphorylation. Lineage: Eukaryota; Viridiplantae; Streptophyta; Magnoliopsida; Poales; Poaceae. Gene Ontology annotation, molecular function: ATP binding; calcium ion binding; polysaccharide binding. Bases 1376 to 3658 code for a protein of 760 amino acids.
AAGUAGCUGUUCAAGCUAGCUGCGGCGCAGCCAUUGCCGAUGCCAAAAGGGUAUGGGAUUGACACGUUGCCACACUUGUCAGGGCACCCCGGCAACGCUAUGGAGAUCCCAGAAGUGGUUGCAGAUAGCGCCGCCACUUUGAAGGCGAUGAGAAUCAGGAGGAUGAAUGCUUCUUUCAUGGUUGGAAACUUGGUGGUUACUUCCUGCGGCGCUGUCUUUCUAACUUGCCAACUUAGGCAACGGUAUCCCAUUUUCCUUCGUUGCUAUCUGAUUGUGUACCCUAGGCUUGAUAGACCAUGGAUCCUCAGACUGGUGCUUAUGUAUGAGCUACUAUUUACAGUUGAUUUGUAUAAUUGUUGAUUAACUAUUUCAUGGGUGACAGCGGCGCACACUUAGGUGUGUUUGAGAAAAAUAAACUAUUUCGUGGGUGAGAUCAGCGUUGAAUGGGAUACUUCUACCUGAAUUUUGUAUUGUUUAAGUGUUCAAAGUUGGAAAACGCAGUGCUUAUUAAGAAACAGAAAUAUAGUUUGUUUAGUCCUUUGUAUUGACAAGUGUCUGAGAGUGAAAGAAAGUGAUACCAGAGUUGCUUAUAUUUUGGAUAAAUCUUGUCACCCAUUUGUAUUGUUUAGUAUUGAGAGUUGAAAAUCACAAUGCAUAUAAUAUUUUUGAUUAGUUCGCUCCCACGUUUCUAUUGAAGGUUUCUCUGAAAUUGAGUAAAGGAUGAUGGUUUAUAUGUUGUUCUGAUUAGUUCACUUAUAAUUUAGAAAAGUCUUCACCGGUUUAUAGGUUAUUCAUAUGCCAGUCAAAGUAUAGCUCGUAGUUUAAUGUCCCACAUGUGAAUGCAUGUCAUAUCUGUUUGGUCAGAUAGCGUAGUUUGGAACUUAUACAUAACAAACUAGAUGGAAGCACUAGUCGAUCAGCUUGAAAAGUCAAGAUAAGCUUAGCCAGCAAUAGUUUGAAGUGCAUAACUAGGCUGAAAUCUGAAAAUAUUUUGACUGUUCAACCGUUUAUCUCCGUUCACAGCUUUCACAGGCAUUAGGUUUUUUGCUGUUGUGGCAGGGAGAAACGAUGAUCCUUGCGCAGAUGCGCCAAAGUGAUACCCUGGAGGUUGCAUGCUGAAGCCCCCCUGGCCUGAAAAAAAUGGACUGUUUACACGCAUGCUGACGAGUGUGAGCCUAGCUUCAGUCCGGUUGGGACUUGGAAGCCGAAUAUGCAUGCAAGCAUCAGAACUGGUCCCAGACUAUCCUAUCUAGCUCCAAACAGGCCGAGUCUGAUUGCGUAGUAUGCUAAGGCGCAAUUUAUCUCAUAAAAGGAGAAGCAUGGGCCUCAGCACACUCAACACAAUCGCCAAAUUAAGCAAGUGAUGGCGUGAGCCAUGCAUCUAACCUUGCAGCAGCAAACACCAACUCUGGUUGUAAUGCUCUACCUGAAACUAAUUGUAGUCUUCCUGGCGAUGGCAUUGGCUAAACCUGCAGGUGGUGCCAUAUCCCUGGCGCUCCCUGGCUGCCCUGACAGGUGUGGUGAUGUGCCCAUCCCUUACCCCUUUGGCAUUGGCGCACAGUGUGCCGCGGUCAGCCUCAGCAGCUUCUUCAAUCUUGACUGCAAAAACACCUCCCACCCGCUGCAGCCGACGGUUGGGGGGCCAGCCGAUGUGGCCGUCAACGUUGCUGAUAUUUCGCUGGAGCGCGGCGAGAUGAGGGUGCUCAUCCCUGUCAGCUACAUCUGCUUCACAUCAAGUGCAACCGUAUCGGCGAGCAAUAACAACACCGUGGGGUUCGGCCUGGAGGACACGCCGUUCCUCCCAUCCCCUGGGCGCAACCGCUUUACGGUUAUUGGCUGCAAUACCCUGGGUCUUGUUGGUGGUUUCCGCGGAGGCACGAGCCAGUACCUCGCUGGCUGCUACUCCUACUGCGAUGGUGCCAGUGGUGCAUCAGACGACGGAGCACCAUGCACUGGGACGGGCUGCUGUGAGGCAUCCAUCCCGACCAACCUCACCGCCUUCAAUGUGGCGUUUCCGAUUAACAGUAGCAGUGUGUGGGGAUUCAAUCCAUGCUUCUAUGCCAUGGUCGCUGAGGUCGGAUGGUACAGGUUCCAGCGUCGUGACCUCGCUGGCGAGCUUGGGUUCAUCAACAACAGGGCAAAGGACGGUGCACCUGUCAUCGUGAACUGGGCGGUUAGGAACGGAUCAUGCCUGGAGCAAAGAAACUAUGCAUGUGUCAGUGCAAACAGUUACUGCGAGAGUGCGAGCAAUGGACCUGGGUACUUGUGCCAUUGUUCCCCUGGUUACGAGGGUAACGCCUACCUGAACAACGGUUGUCAAGAUAUAGAUGAAUGCAUGCUGCGUGAGCAGGACCCCAAAUACGAAGAGUUGUAUCCUUGCAGGAACGGAGUCUGUCUUAACACUCCAGGAGGCUAUGAUUGUAAAUGCAAGAAAAGAACCAAGUCUGAUGGUACAAAGUUCGGAUGCCGACCUCUGUAUUCUCGAGAUGAACAGCUGUUGAUAGGCUUGAGCGUUUCUGCCGUUGUGAUAAUAUCCUUGGCAUGCUUUUUGGCUAUGCAAUUACAAAGGAAAAAGCACAGGAAGGAGAAAGACGAGUAUUUCAAGCAAAAUGGAGGGCUCAUGUUAUAUGAUGAGAUGAGGUCAAGGCAGGUCGAUACUGUCCGCAUACUCACUCAAAAGGAGAUCAAGAUAGCCACUGACAACUACAACGAAGACCGAGUUCUUGGAUGUGGCGGCCAUGGAAUGGUCUACAAGGGUACUUUGGAUGACCUCAGAGAGGUUGCUAUAAAGAAGUCCAAAGUGAUCAAUGAUGAUUGCAGGGACGAGUUUGUAAAUGAGAUCAUAAUCUUGUCGCAGAUCAACCACCGGAACAUCGUGAGGUUAUUAGGCUGUUGCCUGGAUAUAGAUGUCCCAGUGUUGGUAUAUGAGUUCGUCUCCAAUGGGACACUAUAUGAGUUUCUUCAUGGUGGGCCUGAUCACAAUCUGUCACCAAUUCCACUUGAUCUCCGCCUGAAGAUCGCCACACAAUCAGCAGAAGCUCUUGCUUACCUGCACUCAUCGACAUCCCGCACAAUUUUGCACGGGGAUGUCAAAUCCGCCAACAUUCUGCUCGACGAUCAGCGCCACGCCAAGGUUGCAGACUUUGGAGCAUCGGCGCUCAAGUCCAUGGACGAAAGCGAGUUCAUCAUGCUCGUCCAGGGAACCCUCGGCUACCUCGACCCUGAGAGCUUCAUCAGCCAUGUCCUCACCGACAAGAGUGAUGUGUACAGCUUUGGUGUCGUUCUCCUCGAGCUGUUGACGAGGAAGAGGGCUCUGUAUGCCGAUAGGUCCUCCAAGGAGAAGAGAUCCUUGUCCCAUAGUUUCCUCCUGAUGUUCGACCAGAACAUGCACCUGAAGAUGCUCGACUCUGAGAUCGCAGAGGAUGCCGCCGCUAUGGUGGUCGUUGAGAAGCUCGCGGCCCUCGCCGUGCACUGCCUGAGCGUGAGAGGAGGCGACAGGCCGACGAUGAAGGAAGUCGCGGAGCGGCUGCAGGUGCUGUGGAGGAUCCAGAUGCGCCAGGCCGGUGAUGGUGACAAGGAUGAUGACUUCGGUGGAGGAUCCCUGUCGCCGGUGGUUCUUCCUUCGGCCGAGGUGACAGAUGGGAGCUUGGAGACGUGAGAACUGGCGCUGGGCGUUUAUGUUCUUGUAUCGUUCGUACUUUGUACGAACAGUUUGUGUGUUUGUGGGAUUUGUAUGGUGUGUUUAUGUGAUACUCCCUCAGUAAAUAAAUAUAAGAGCGUUUAGAUCACUAUUUAUCUAAACGCUC